UAGCCAUAAGCCGCUCACGCGCUGCUGCCCGCAAGGUGGGGGGGGGGGCGGCGGCGGAAAAAAGGAAGGAAAAAUAAACCGCAACCAGGGGCCGGGGCUCGUUCGACUCCGGCCCGCAACCAGCCCGGCUUCUUCAUAGCCGCCCAAAGGCUGCCAGGAACCCGCUCUCCCGUCCCCGGCCGGAGCGAGCCGCCUCCCCGCCUCCUCCACCGCCUCCGCCUCCACCGCCGGGCUGAGGGGAAAGAAGGCAGGCGGGCGGGCGCUGGGGAGGAAGGGGAGGGCGUCCGCCAAGGGUCCCGGCGGCUGUCGGCGCCGCCUCACAUGACUGCCUCGGGCAAGAGGGGAGCAUGGACGGGGAGCUGCCGCCCGCCGCAGGCUCGGGGGCACCCGGCGGGGCCUCAGACUCUGCAAAGCCUCUAAUAAGUGAUCUGAAGGAGCCAGAAGAGCCUCCGAUGCAGACACCCCAAGGAAACCCGUUGGUGCUUUCCUACACCCUACAAGAGCUGUUGAGCAAGGACACAGUGCAGGUGGAGCUGAUUCCUGAGAAAAAGGGACUCUUUCUGAAGCAUGUGGAGUAUGAAGUUUCCAGUAAGCGUUUCAGGUGCUGUGUGUACAGGCGGUACAAUGACUUUGUGGUCUUCCAUGAGAUGCUUCUUCAGAAGUUCCCAUACCGCAUGGUCCCUGCGCUUCCGCCAAAAAGAAUGCUAGGAGCUGACCGAGAAUUCAUUGAGACGAGGCGGCGUGCAUUGAAGCGUUUCAUUAACCUGGUAGCUCGACAUCCUCCAUUCUCAGAAGAUGUGCUUUUGAAGCUCUUCCUCUCCUUCAGCGGGUCGGAUGUGCAGAACAAGCUGAGGGAGUUGGUCCAGGGUGUGGGAGAUGAAUUCAUGACUUGCAAGCUAGCAACUCAGGCCAAGGAUUUCCUGCCAGCUGAUAUCCAGGUCCAGUUUGCUGCCAGCAGAGAGCUGAUCCGAAACAUCUACAACAGUUUUUACAAACUGCGGGAUCGAGCUGAGAGGAUAGCCUCCCGAGCAGUUGACAAUGCUGCAGACCUUCUUAUGUUUGGGAAGGAACUAAGUGCUCUGGGCUCCGACACAACUCCACUCCCUUCCUGGGCUUCUUUGAACAAUAGUGCCUGGGGCAACCUGAAACAGGCCCUGAAAGGCCUUUCUGUUGAAUUUGCACUCCUGGCUGACAAAGCUGUUCAACAGGGUAAACAGGAAGAGAAUGAUGUGGUGGAGAAGCUGAACCUUUUCCUGGACUUGCUCCAGUCCUAUAAAGAUCUUUGUGAGAGGCAUGAGAAGGGCGUUUUGCAUAAGCACCAGAGAGCUUUGCAUAAAUACAGCAUGAUGAAGAGGCAGAUGACGAGCGCCACAGUACAGAGCAAAGAGCCAGAGUCCAUGGAGCAGCUAGAAUCUCGAAUUGUGGAGCAAGAAAAUGCCAUUCUGACCAUGGAGCUGCGUAAUUACUUCUCUCUCUACUGUCUGCACCAGGAGACGCAACUAAUCCACAUUUACCUUCCUCUGACGUCUCACAUCUUGGGGGCUUUUGUCAGUUCUCAGAUCCAAGGUCACAAGGAGAUGAGCAAAGUCUGGAAUGAACUGAAGCCCAAGCUGAGCUGCCUUUUUGCUGGAUCAAGCAACGUGUCGACACUGCCCUUGUCAUCCCAGGAGUGCAACUUUUUCCCUAGUUAAUGCUUUUGGACUGUGGGACGUGGCAAGGAGCCAAGGGGAGGAGCCUGUGGAUACAGAUGUUGAAAAGUAUCCUCCCAUUGGUUAUAUUAUUUUUUUUGCUGCUUUGAGCUGUUCCAUGAUAUAUGGGCUGCCUGGAAAUGUGACAGUGCAUAGAGCGUGAAUGAGCAACAAUUUUUUCUCAAACUAAUAAUCCUCAUAGGAUUCUUGUAGGGAUUCUUUUUUUUUUUUAAAGGGUGGGACCAGAGCUCACUGGUACAUCCUAUGCCUGCCGGUCUUGAGUCAAUCCUUGGCAACAUCUCCACUUAGAAGGAUCAUGUAGCAGGUGAUGAGGGAUAAUCUGCCUUUGCCUGAGACCCUGGAAAGCCACUGCCUGUCAGACUAGACAGUAUUGGAGUAGAUGGGAAAUAGUCUGAUUGGGUAUAAGGCAGCUUCCUAUGUGUUUCUGCUUUAUACAUUCCUGUGCCUGCAGUUAGCAAAGGUAAGGGUGAGCAGAGUGCCCUGGGACAAAUCUGGUCCCAAGGGCGAUGCUAUCCAGUUGCCUGCCCAAAGACACAGUAAGUGCAGCGAGGAGGGAGGCAUUAGGGCGUGUCAGCAGGCCACUUUGGGGUGGGAGUUUGAAACGUGGCCAUCUCCCACUUCUUAAAAGUGGUCCUCUGGCAAAACUAGCUGUUGACUUGGGGUGAAAGGGCUGCUGGAAAUUAGAUACUUUCUACAGAAAUUUUUUGUUGCUCACAUUUUUUGUUCCAGCGUGGUAUGCUGACAGUGGUAUACAUAGGCAAGGAAGUAAUGGCUUGCUGUGGCCUUUUCAGGGUCUACGUCCUCUCCAAAACAGAUACAACACAAAUGUUUUGUGUUUGAUAUAUUUUGGCGAUAAAUGUAAAGACCAUGUAUAGAAAGCAAUGCAGAAUACAUGGAUAAUUUAUAUAUCACACACAUACUAUACUUCCAAAUAGGACUAAUGAAGUAAAAACAAAAAAUUAACAUCCUGCAAAUGGAUGAAAUGCAGAUUUCAAAACUGCUAAACUGAGAUCAAAUACUAUUCUAUCAACAAGUCUUAAUGAUUGUCCUUUACUGCACUGAUUUUGAGCAUCUGGUGUACGUGGAAAACUUGAAAAGGUGCAAAAUUCCCAUACAUCUUUAUUCUGACAAACCUCAAUGGAAGGACAGGCUAGAUGUGUCUCUUUCACAUAAUGACUUAAGGAUGCAUUAAAGAGAAAAUCGACAAUGAAUUGAGCUGGGAGAUGUUUGUGUGAAUACUUCACACAUUUUAGUGUUAGCUAUUUAACUCUUUUUGGACUUUAUUAGUCGUAUUUAGAAAUAUAACAGAUAUAUACAUUCUUAUACAUUCUGAACUGCUUUCUUAUAUGAUCUCCAGUACAGAUAUCUUAUGAUUUGUUUUUCACUUGUGUGCAUUUUAUAUAUUUUUCUCUUUUUGGCUGUGUGUUGGCACCCUCCUAUGUUCUUGGUGCUUGUUUUUGAAAAAAACCACACCUCUAUAUAUGUACAGCAUACACUGCACUAUAGAAAUAUAUGAGAUGUAUGUGAAUUUUCCUGCUCUGAAGUAUGAUGUGGGGAUGACAUUUGAAACAGCCAAAAGAGUUCAAACUACAAAGGAUGUGUGAAGUAUUUGCUUCAUUGCGUGUGUUGGGGAGGAAAAUGUAAUGGGUGUUCCCCGGCUGGCAAAUACAUCAGCAGGUGCCUUAUUCUUUAUGGAUAGGUCUCACUCUGGAAUGCAGUGAAGCUCCUUUAUUAGAAUGUCUGACACUUGUUUGGAGGUGGUAUAUGAAUUCCUACCCAGCCCUCCUUCCACUUGAUGUAAUGCAACUUGUUCAACUUACAAAUUAGGGUGAAGGUGAUGUUCAAAAAGACUGCUUCAUCCCUAGGGUCAGGUUCUGGAAAAAAGUAGAUAAAACAACUCAAGUUUGCCACAGUAGAGGUGUCUGUGAUGUCACCAGGAUACCUUCCACUAAUCCAGAGCUCAUGGGGAUGGGGGGGGGAAUGCGGGGGGGGGGAGGUGAAGGAUAAAUGUAUAGUCAGGUUAAUGGGAUGGCGCUGCUUUUUAAAAAAACAAAACUGAAAAGCAGGAAGCAUUGAGGGAGGUUUUGGACCAGUGGAUGAAAUAGUGCUUCACUCAAUGGUCUGUAGUCUUGCAAAUAGUACAGGCAGGCUCACGCUGCUGGUGAGGAAUGUUGUGCCUUUUUGUGUUGCAUGUUCACCCUAACAUGAUGCAUUGAGGGGUUUGUGUGUGUAAACAUGUGCACGCACCAACGCAAAAGGGAGGGAAGACUCCACAGAUGUCGUGGUGUUCUUGGAACCAUAUUUUAAAACAUAUCCAAGUGUGCCUUUUACAAUACUCUUGCCUUGAUGUUAAUAUUUUUGUUAUUAAAUAAAAGUACAUCUUUUGCUUUUUCUGAAUGGAGGGAUUAGGGACCAUUUUCUCCCUUUCCUUCUUUUUCUGAGGGGGAACCUCUUGGUCUCUCCUCUCAUUGACAUGACUUAUCACAAGUUACAGGCCAGUCCCAGAUGGCCAACUCUGGUAUUGGGAUAUUUUGCCUGGGACCAAACCGAUUGCUCAGGCAGGCCUUGGGGCUUUCACUUGGUAUGUUUGUUAAGGGCCACUCAUGCUGGCUGGAGCUGAUGGGAUUUGAAGUACAAAACAUCUGAAGGUCAAUGGCCCAUGAAGUGCACAAUUCUUGUUUGUUUUUCCAGAAAAACUGGCCUGCCUUUUCGUUUAUAUGUUAGAAUAGUAUAUAUUUUUAAAUAUUUUAUAAUGGAAAUUAAAAGUAUUCAUCUUACUUCUUCAGUUCAAGCAGCAAGGUUUUUUUCUUCUUUUAAAAUAAAAAGGCUAUUUAGAUAAGCUAAUGUUUUGAGCUCAGGAGAGGCAGGGCCCUCUCCUCUUCCAAAAAGUGACCAUAUGCAGCCAAUUUACCCUACUAAAUUGGCCUGUUGUAGGAUGGCUAUGUGAUUGCUCUGCUGAAUGCCACUUCAGAUUGUACUAACUGCACCAUUGCAAGUGUUGAAAAGAGGGUGAGGAAAAGUGUGGGGCUGUGUUCCUUCACAACCUGGGCAUAUGGAGAAUUAAGCUAACGGAAAUGCUUUGUUGGGUUCCCAAGCACGUUUUGCAAAUGGCUUCAGUGUGGCAGCCUCUGCUUGUUCCAACUGUGGGCCAGCAGUAUCACCACCAGAGGUGGUUACAUAAUGGCUGAUGGUGCACCAAUACUGUGCAUUGUUGGCAUGCUGCAGUCAGGAUGCUUCUAGGUGGGUCAGGCAGAAGCUGUGUGUGUGCAGAUGUUUGUACAAGCCAUCAAACAACUGCCUUUGCUUACAUUAUGGCAGCACAGAGUUGGUGCAGAUGGAGGCAAUUACAACACAGCUUGCCAAGCAAGCCCUGAUUCUGCACGGAUCCUCUCAACCUAUGGUCUUGUCACACCAGUUAGGUUGUAUGAACUGGCACCUAGUGCUUAUUUAGUUUUUCUGUUUUAGAGCCAGAACUUCCACAGGAAUCUGCCCCUUUGCAUGCUACACUUUCUCAAAAAUGAGUUCUGCCCCUUCAAGGUAGAACUGCAGAUGUCUAGAUGAGAAAGCUGGAUGGUUUUUAGAGCCUCCUUGAAAGUGAUAACAAAAUAGAGUAGUCAUAAGCUGCUAAUGGUGCCAUCCACUAGGGGGCUUCAUCUUUACUUCAACAGGACCAAAGUGGCAUAAUUGCACAUGUGGCAUCUGAAGUGAUGUGUGGAACACAAAGACAGAUGUGUGUGCAGCAUUUGGAAAGUCAACUUCUUCUAGCAUUCAAUCUUGAAGGUGAGUUAUGCUUCCCAGCGUAUGUGUAUAGCAUAGGACUGUAUGGCUGUGAUCUUAUGUAUUACUCUGAAGUAUACCCUAAAAUCAGCGCAGGUUGCUUGUUCAUGUGCACAUGAGUAUGGCAUUACUUCAUGUUAUACGACUGAGACAAACUCCUUAACGUGGUUUUAGGAUUGAGUUGUAAGCCCCUCAGUGUUUCUCUUUAGUCAAAGGACAGCUAUAUAAAAUUAGUCCUUGGUGGUCAGAAAAUCCAGUUUCUAAUGGGACAGCAAUUUUUGAGAUGUUCUGAGGAAGUCACAUCCAUCCUGGAAAAAGUAAUAAGUAAGAAUAUCUGUGCACGUGGUAAAUGUCUGAAGCCUUAAAGGGAAGUUGAUGUUUUAAUGGCAAAAGGAGAACUCCAAAUAUCAGAUGGAAGAACUGCCAAACUCUGAAAUUGUUAACCUUUCUCAAACCACACUUUUGCUAAACCACCAGCUGAAGAGUUGUUCCCCCCCCCCAAUCUUUUUGUAUGUUGCAAACUUCAUGCCUCCCUCCUGCUUUGCAUAAAUAGUGAUUUUCUUUUCUUUAAUGAAGCACUUUAUCAAACUGCAGGUAUUGGAGAAUAUCUUACUACAGCUGGUAGACUAACAAAUAAUGUUUACAAAUUACAACAUUCCAACACACACACACACAUACAAUAAAUGUUACAAAAAUGUGUUUGUAUGAGGUGUAUAAAACUUGUAUAAAAAAAAUUAAAAGUUUUUGUCAGUUUUAAAUUUUA
Messenger RNA from Rhineura floridana, 6249 nucleotides. It is a transcript of the gene SNX8, whose product is annotated as sorting nexin 8. The record is from RefSeq and is a predicted model, not a curated record. The transcript is spliced from 11 exons. Bases 348 to 1691 code for a protein of 447 amino acids. Lineage: Eukaryota; Metazoa; Chordata; Lepidosauria; Squamata; Rhineuridae. Gene Ontology annotation, molecular function: phosphatidylinositol binding. Gene Ontology annotation, biological process: retrograde transport, endosome to Golgi.